Messenger RNA from Pelobates fuscus (common spadefoot toad), 1052 nucleotides. RefSeq names its product programmed cell death 5 (gene PDCD5). NCBI's taxonomy places the organism in Eukaryota, Metazoa, Chordata, Amphibia, Anura, Pelobatidae. The record is from RefSeq and is a predicted model, not a curated record. Gene Ontology annotation, molecular function: DNA binding. The transcript is spliced from 6 exons. Gene Ontology annotation, cellular component: cytosol; nucleus. The coding region runs from base 60 to 437 and encodes 125 amino acids.
GUAGUGACGUAAUACGCACUCAGUGCCUAGCGGUAACGAGAGACAGACUUGGGUGAGACAUGGCUGAUCCGGAGCUAGACGCCAUCCGCAAACAACGCCUGGCGGAGCUGCAGGGCAGAAAUUCUGAUGGUGCCAGUGAGCAGUCAAGGCAGGAAGCCAAACAAAGAGAAGAUGAUAUGCGAAACAAUAUUUUGGCCCAGGUCCUCAGCCAGGAAGCACGUGCACGUUUGAAUAAUCUUGCUCUUGUCAAGCCGGAGAAAGCCAAAGCUGUUGAAAAUUACCUUAUACAAAUGGCACGAUAUGGACAACUUGGGGGAAAGCUUUCAGAACAAGGUCUAAUAGAAAUUUUGGAAAAAGUGAGUCAACAGACAGAAAAGAAGAUGACAGUUAAGUUUAACAGAAGGAAAGUCCUGGACUCUGAUGAGGAGGAUGACUGAGUGACGACCAGUGGCAACGGUUUCGAUGCAAAAUAAAUUACCUGAUCAAGCACUUGUUUUACAGCAAAAGGCACUGAAAUAUGUUUAAUAAAACUGAGAGACAUUUUACUUUAAAUUAAAAUAACUUUUCCUUGGAAGACUGGCGAUUUUUAAAAACCAGACCUGUCCUGCAAUAAGGAUCACAUUCAUUCUCUGAUACACUGUUAUGUUUUUGGUUAAUCCGGCUGGGCCACUCUUCCCCCACCUUGGGUAAUGUUAAAGUAUUAGAAGAAUCUGACUUUUACUAAGUCUUGAUGUCAUUAAAUUUAAUGAAGUAAUUAAAGUAGCUAUUGACUCCAAGGAAUGUAUGUUCAGGCGGCAAACGUAUUGGAAUUCUUGCAGUUUCUGUGAAUUUGACAGCCAAGCGCAGAGGAUAGUGCCAUGAUUUUUUUUUUUCUUUGUUCCCUAAAUUAAUAAAGUCCUUCUGUGCUGUGAAUUUUGUAAAGACCAUCCGUGGCCUAAUGUGUUUCAUAUUAUGGUACAGAGAGGAAAGAAAUCAUACCUGUUUGCUCUUUUUACACUAAAUUAUUUAGGUGAAUGUACCAAAUAAAAAUCUGAACUUUAAAGUACUUGAAA